This is a messenger RNA of Sclerotinia trifoliorum, 465 nucleotides long. NCBI's taxonomy places the organism in Eukaryota, Fungi, Ascomycota, Leotiomycetes, Helotiales, Sclerotiniaceae. The record is from the annotation of a GenBank genome assembly.
AUGUCUCCGUAUUGGAUGAACAACUCCUGCAGCCCAUUCUUCGGGCCUCGGGGCUCUUGUACUUUAGGAAACCUUGCAUCAUAUGCCCUUGAUAUCAGUACUGCCAAAGAUGUCAUUGCAGGUGUUCAGUUUGCGCAGAGCAAUAAUAUACGGCUCACUAUCAAGAAUACCGGACAUGAUUACCUGGGAAGGUCGGCCGGAGCAGGCUCGCUAGGCUUAUGGAUGCGUAAUCUUGAUAAUAUUGACUUCUUCAACUACAGCAGCCCCUUUUACACUGGACCUGCAGUGCAUAUCGGUGCUGGCGUUGGCUAUGCUGACUUUUAUCCAGCGGCUAGCGCAGAAGGUUAUCAUGUCGGAGGGGGUUCAUGUUCAACAGUGGGAAUAACAGGCGGCUUUAGUCAAGGUGGCGGCCACGGACCUCUUGCUUCGCAGUAUGGACUGGGUGCAGAUCCGGUACUGGAAUGA